Prorocentrum cordatum is the source of this 477-nucleotide messenger RNA. Lineage: Eukaryota; Dinophyceae; Prorocentrales; Prorocentraceae. The record is from the annotation of a GenBank genome assembly.
CUGCCACAGUUUUGCACCAGGUACGGAGCGUCCACGACCUUCAGCAUUUUCUCACGCCGUGGAGCCGCGAAGGAGCUGCUGGCCACCAGCCUGUCAUGCACCGGUGACGAGGCACCGAGCCCCGUGGUGAAGUCCAUCAGAUCCCGAGUAGACAUUCCAGAAGUGAAUGCGGUCGCGCCCGCGGUUGCGGCGGCGCUCGACCCGAUCCGGAGGGACAACGUGUUGGGCUACGAGAGUAGGGUGAUGAAGACGCCCGACGAAUGGUCGAGGGUCCUGGACUCCGAGCCGCCCGUCGCCCCGCACAUGGAUGAGGUUUGGAAGAGUUACCCUGGCGCCUGCCAUUUGUUCAUCUCCAACCUGGUGAAGGCCAACAUGCUGGGGCUCACGUUUGGCCCCGAGGAUUUGGCGACGCCGUUCUUCGUCGCAAAGAAGUGGCGCCCAGAGGCUCGUCUGGGAUGCGAGGGCGCCGAGCUGGAG